AUGGAAGAUAAAGGAGUUUUCAAACGUUUAGUAGAAGUUGGAAGAGUAGUCUUCAUUAACCAUGGUAAAGAUUCUGGUAAACUCGCGGUCAUUGUUGAUAUAAUUGAUCACAAUAGGGCACUUAUUGAUGGACCAAUUACUGGAGUUGCACGUCAUGUACAUCCAUAUCGUCGUCUUGUGCUCACAGACUUUGUAAUAAAAUGUUUUCCAAGAGGUGGUGGUUCAACUGUAGUAAAGAAACAUUUUGAAAAAGAAAAAAUUUUGGAAAAAUGGAACAAAACAUCAUGGGCCAAGAAAUUGGAUAGUCGUGAUAGGAGAGCAAAAUUGUCCGAUUUUGAUAGACAUAAAUUAUUGAAAUUAAAGAAACAGUCUCAAGAGAACAUUACCACCGAAGAACAAGCUACUGAAAAUUCUGAAGAAACAAAUUCCAAUACUAGAAUUGAGUAUGACUACGAAGCUCGCGAAGACGAUGAAUUGUCGCUUGAAAAAGGAGGAAUUAUAACUGUUAUUGAACAAGGUGAAGGUGGUUGGUGGAAAGGUGAUUUGAAUGGAAAAACUGGUAUAUUCCCCGAAAACCAUGUCAAAUUGAUCGAAGUUACCGAUCAAUCAAAUGAUGUAAAUGACGGUGAACAAUCCGAGGGCAAAGGGAAAUUUACAAAAAAACUAGCAAUUUAUGGUGUAAAACAAGGCGGGAUUGGUAGUUUGUUUUCUGGUGGAAUUCCAACUUUGGGUAAAAAGAAACGCAGUCAACAACCAUCAGAUUCUAGUGCUGAAUCAAACGACAACAACGAAGGAAAGCAACAUCAUGAAACAACUCCUGUACCAUCAAAGAAAACAACAACUCGUCGAACCACAAGUUCUGAUGAUUCCGAUUCUCAUCCCAAAGUAGGUAAUUUACCAUCCCCACCUAAACCAGAAGAAAUCGUAACAAAGCCAGCAUCUUCGCUGCCCCCAUUACCCAAAAAAUUACCACCAAAACCCAAAAAAACUGAAUUAAAAGCUAAAGUGUUGUAUGACUAUGAUGUUGAGGGCGAAGAUGAGAUUGCGUUAGUUGCUGGCACAACCAUUAUAAUUUUGGAUAAGACCGAUGAUGUCACUGAAAAAGUAAAUGAACCAGAAUUGGAAAACAAGACCACUUCUGACGAGCAGCAAGCUUCCUCUGUUUCUAGUAAGAGUAAAAGGCCGGCCUCUCUUCAUUCACAAUCUUCAGAAGUGCCAAAUUCAAAACAAGCCUGGAAUUAUGAAGAUUCACCGACAUUACCUAAAUCUCCACCUCCACCUAUUACUGCUUCAACAACAACAAAAAAAAAUUCAAUUCACGAAUCUCCUUCUCCGACGUCGACAUCCACAGUACCAUCACCAAUUACAUCUCCACCCGGUAAACCAAAGUCACCAUCGUCUCCAGUAACACGUAAACCUUCAAAAGUGACCCCAAAAGAAAAAAAAGUCAAUGAUGAUAACAACAAUGUUGCUAUUGUUCAAGAAACAAAAUCAUCAUCAUCUCCUCCUCUUUCGGCCUCAGAUAUAAUCACUGAUUAUGAAAAUUCAAGUGAUAAUGAAAUUGCGACUUCACCAAUCGAGCGACACCCAAUAGCACCACCUAGAGUACCAUCAAGGCCUACAUCACAAAUUGAUGUUAAAUCAGAUACAAACAAAUCCGCAAUUAAAUCACGCGAAGUUAGUGUUGAGACGUUAUCCUCACCAAAAGAAACUUCAAACGUUGGAUCGCCAUUACAAGAAAUCAGUAAUCAAGAAUUAAGUGAAACUCAUUCAACCAAUAUACAAGAUGAAUCCAAUAUUGGAAACGACAAAUCAGAUGAAGAAAUUGAAAAUGUUGUUAAAAAAGAAACAAAUAUUGAACAAGAGAUUUCAGAAGAAGAGGAAAUAAAAGUAAAAAAACCAUUGGCAGUGCCACCAAUUACUAAGCUUUCAAGUCUGGGAAAAGAUAGACCAGCUAUAAGAGGUAGAAGAAUCCCCACUAACAAGAGUUCUAAAGAUAGUUCUGGUCCAAGCCAGAAUGCUUUAUUGGAGGAAGCAUUAGCAUCUGAAAAGAAUGAAGAAGAAUCAAAACCAUCGCCUCCACCAUUGCCUUAUAAACCUGAAAGACCGGUGAAACCAAAUAUGUUUAAAUUACCAAUUGCAGGGGCUGGAUUACCCGCUGUACAACUUAGACAAACCCCAAGAAGACCUGUUGAGCCACCGAUAGAAUCCUCAUUAAAGAAAUUGUUUAAUGAGGAGAUAGCUAAACUUAAAAGUGAUUUCGAAACGAAAUUGGCUCAAGAGAGAAUUAAAAGAGAAGAGCUUGAAGAAAAAGUCCAAGAAUUAUUGUACAAACUUGAAGGAUAA
Molecule: messenger RNA, 2346 nt
Organism: Entrophospora candida
Lineage: Eukaryota; Fungi; Glomeromycota; Glomeromycetes; Entrophosporales; Entrophosporaceae
Source: the annotation of a GenBank genome assembly